GUGCUUUGUUCCGUGAUGGAGUCGGGCUGUGGCUGGGGGGAACUCAUAGUGUCUAAUGCCUCCUUCCUUCAUCAGGAAAUGGAGCCCCUUGGGUGGAUUCACACGCAGCCAAACGAGUCGCCUCAGCUCUCCCCGCAGGAUGUCACCACCCAUGCCAAGGUCAUGGCUGACAACCCCUCUUGGGACGGGGAGAAGACCAUCAUCAUUACCUGCAGCUUCACCCCCGGCUCCUGCACACUGACGGCCUACAAGCUGACUCCCAGCGGCUACGAGUGGGGCAGGCAGAACACGGACAAGGGCAACAACCCCAAGGGCUACCUGCCUUCCCACUAUGAGCGGGUGCAGAUGCUGCUGUCGGACCGCUUCCUCGGCUUCUUCAUGGUGCCAGCGCAGGGCUCCUGGAACUACAACUUCAUGGGUGUCCGGCACGACCCCAACAUGAAGUACGAGCUGCAGCUGGCAAACCCCAAGGAGUUCUACCACGAGGUCCAUCGCCCCUCACACUUCCUCAACUUCGCUCUGCUCCAGGAAGGGGAGGUCUACUCGGCAGAUAGAGAGGAUCUCUACGCGUAGCCCCCGGCCCUGCAGAGACUCGGUGCUGUUGAUAUUCAACAGCGUGUUCCAGGCCCCGGGCCCAUGGCCGUCGGGGGCACUCUCGUCUUGUGUAGCUCGUGUUUGCUGCUUUUUAGAUGCUUCUGGGUCCAGUCCGUGACGGCAGCGCCAGUGCACUGUCUGUGCUAGUUUUGGAUGUUCUUUGUAGUUUCAGAGAAUGGCUCAAUAAAUUUUAUAUCCACGG
Molecule: messenger RNA, 796 nt
Organism: Gavialis gangeticus (Gharial)
Lineage: Eukaryota; Metazoa; Chordata; Crocodylia; Gavialidae
Product: pre-mRNA-processing-splicing factor 8-like
Exons: 3
Coding region: 16-573 (185 amino acids)
Biological process (GO): mRNA splicing, via spliceosome; spliceosomal tri-snRNP complex assembly
Cellular component (GO): catalytic step 2 spliceosome; U5 snRNP
Molecular function (GO): pre-mRNA intronic binding; metallopeptidase activity; U2 snRNA binding
Source: RefSeq, a predicted model, not a curated record